Molecule: messenger RNA, 1096 nt
Organism: Benincasa hispida (wax gourd)
Lineage: Eukaryota; Viridiplantae; Streptophyta; Magnoliopsida; Cucurbitales; Cucurbitaceae
Product: ethylene-responsive transcription factor RAP2-1-like
Biological process (GO): regulation of DNA-templated transcription
Molecular function (GO): DNA-binding transcription factor activity; DNA binding
Source: RefSeq, a predicted model, not a curated record
UAUGCUUAUGGAUGCUCUAAAAACUAAUUAUGCAAUUUUCCUUACCUUUAUUUUCUUUCUUUUUUAAAAAAAAUUGUUAGAUAGACAGACAGAGUGACAGACGAUUGAAUUUGUCGGCCAUCUUUGGAUUUGUCCCUUCACCCUUCGACGACGUGGUGGCCGUCAUUAAUUCUCUAAAUUCACACUCCCUUCCUCUUCUUUCUCCGCCCACAUAUAAAUAAACUAACACAUAAACAUCAUACCUUCCCCUAUCAAACGCCGACCCCUCCAAUUCUAAGUCUUAAGUCUUCUCUCUCUGCGGUCUAUUUGGUUGGGUUUCGCAGUUUUACUCACUCUCCCUGACUUGGUCUCUUUCUUCUUCUUUCUAUAUCCUAUGGCUGUAUAAUUCAACUCAAAAUCAAGCCUCUGAUACCAUGGAAGAAUCUGUAGAGACGACUAUUCCAGAGAAGCGCAAGCAGCAAACAGGGCGGCAGGAGAAGCCGUACAGAGGAAUUAGGAUGAGGAAGUGGGGAAAGUGGGUAGCCGAAAUCAGAGAGCCAAACAAGAGGUCCAGGAUUUGGCUUGGUUCUUACACGACCCCUCUCGCCGCCGCUAGAGCCUACGACACCGCCGUGUUUUACUUAAGAGGCCCAUCCGCCCGCCUCAAUUUCCCGGACCUGAUCUUACAGGACAUGGAUCACCAGCUUCUUGACGUUUCACCUUCUUCAAUCCGCAAAAGAGCGAUUGAGGUCGGUGCCAGAGUCGACGCCGCCGCCCACCAAACUUCUCUCCGCCAAUCCAAACCCAUCUCCGACAAACCCGAUUUGAACCAGUUUCCGGACCCGGAAAGCUCUGAUGAAGAUUGAUUGUUGAUCACUGUUUCAUAGCCUUCUCCACUUCUUACUUUCCCCUGUUUUUUUUUCCCAUGUCUCCCCUGUGUACUCCAAAAAGAGAUUCAAAUCGUUGGGGAUUGUGGAAAUUAAAAUUUGAAUGGACCCAAUAUGGUACCCAUUCUUCAUUUGCUAUAUAUCUAAAUAUAGCUUCGAAUUUGUAACAGGGGAGAUGAUAAAGCAAAUUUGUUGAUGGAUCCCUGCACUAAUCUAUCUUUAUUUUUUAU